AUGGCUCUUCGUUCUCUCCAUGGUUUCAUAUUCAAGCCAACUGACAAGGAGUUGUUGCAAUAUUUGGAGGCUUUCGUCCUCGGAAAACCUCUCAAGCACACCUCCGAUUUCUUCUCAAUGGAACAUCUUUACGGAGGGAAAGAGCCGUCUGAGAUUUUCGGCUCCGACGGCCCUAUGACUCGCUAUUACUUCACUGAGCUGAAGAGAAAAUGCGAACAUGGCUCAAGAUUCUUGCGCACCGUCGGAGACCGCGGGACGUGGAAGGGCCAGGACGCAGGAACGCCUAUCAGAGUCGGCAAGGAAACCAAAACAGUUAUGGGAUUCAAGAAAAGCUUGCGGUACGAAUCCAAAAAAUCAAAAAGCAAGGGCGGCGCCGAUGAACGUCGUGGGGAGGUUUGGCUCAUGAAGGAGUAUUCGCUGUCCGAUGAUUAUCUCCGAGAAAAAAACGUUGUCCCCAAGGAUGUCGUACUCUGCCGGAUAAAGAGAGUCCUUAGAAACACAUCAAGAAGUCGUGAAUUGUCUACUCAGAAUUUUAAUGAAAAUGAUACUCCGUUGGAGAUUUACAAUUGGCCGGAAAAUGAUAACGUCAUGGUAUCUCUGCCACCUUCGGAAACUUCAAAUUUGGCCAGAGAGGUUUCCAGUGGAGUUGAUGCAUAUAGAGAAGUGAGCGCAAUGGGUAGUGGAGUUGAUGAUCCAUUACUUGAUGAAUUGGAUGAAUUGUUGAGAAAAACACCACCCCAUGGGAAGGGAUUGGUGAAGCAUAUGACACAGACAUUUGUUUUGCUAGCUAGUGCCCUUCAAAUCUAUGGAGGAUAA
This is a messenger RNA of Ipomoea nil (Japanese morning glory), 816 nucleotides long. Its product is annotated as NAC domain-containing protein 78-like. The record is from RefSeq and is a predicted model, not a curated record. The coding region runs from base 1 to 816 and encodes 271 amino acids. The transcript is spliced from 2 exons. Gene Ontology annotation, biological process: regulation of DNA-templated transcription; system development. Lineage: Eukaryota; Viridiplantae; Streptophyta; Magnoliopsida; Solanales; Convolvulaceae. Gene Ontology annotation, molecular function: DNA binding.